UCUAUAGUCGAGGCAUCGAAAUUAAUAAUCGAAUAACUAAGAUGAUGAUUAUUAUUCCUGAGAGUAGUCCAAGUGUAGUUGCGAAUGCACUUGGUGUUUUGAUGUUCUUUUUUAUUUUGAAUUGGUUAUGGAAAAUACUAAAUAUUGUCUGGCUUACACCCAAAAGCUUAGAGAAAUCGUUUCGAAAGCAAGGUCUUUUUGGAAACUCGUACCGAUUUUUGAUUGGAGACAUGAAGGAGAUGUCACAAUUGCGUGGUGAAGCAAUGGAAAAACCCAUGCCUUUUGUUCAUGAUUACUUCCAUCGUCUUCAACCCAUACUCCAUCGGCUUCUAAGCAAUUCGGCAGGAUCAAAUUGUUACACAUGGAUGGGUCCAGUGCCAACGAUACUUAUUACAAAGUCUGAGCAAAUAAAAGAAGGGUUCAAUAGGAUGAACGAAUUCCGUAAACCAAAAUUGAACCCACUUACUCAAAAGUUUUCAACUGGUCUAGUAAACUAUGAAGGCCACAAAUGGGCGAAACAUAGAAAGAUAAUUAAUCCUGCCUUUCAUCUCGACAAGCUCAAGCUUAUGAUCCAAUCAUUUGAAAUUAGUGUAACUGAAACACUAAGUAAGUGGGAGAAGAUAAUUUCAAAAGCAGGUUCUUCAGAAAUAGAUGUGUGGCCACAUUUUAUGAAAUUAAGUGCAGACGCUAUUUCUCGAGCAGCGUUUGGUAGUAGAUUUGAAGAAGGAAGAAAGAUAUUUGAACUUCUCACGGAGGAGAAAGAACUUAUUAUUCGUCUUAUCAAAUAUUCUUAUAUUCCAGGAUGGAAGUAUUUUCCAUCAAAGGGCAAGAAAAGGAUGGACGAAACGGAUGUUAAAAUAAAAACCCUAUUGAAGAAAAUAAUCAAUAAUAGAAAGAAGACAAUGGAGGUCGGAGAGCCAGCCAAGGAUGAUUUGUUGGGGAUACUCUUGGAUUCAAACUCUAAAGAGGCUAACGCUCAAUCAACUUGUGAGAAUAAGAAGCGUGUUGAUCUGACAAUGAGUUUCUUAGAGGUGGUCGACGAGUGCAAAUUGUUCUAUAUAGCUGGCCAAGAAACCACCUCAGUGUUGCUAACAUGGACAAUGGCUUUGUUGGGUAAGCACCAAGAAUGGCAAACACGAGCUCGUGAAGAAGUUCUUGCAACCUUUGGCAUGAACAUCCCUGACUUUGAUGGCUUAAACAACCGUUUGAAGACGGUGACAAUGAUACUAUAUGAGGUGCUUAGGUUGUAUCCGCCAGUCGUGGCAACCUCGCGAAGGGUAUACGACGGUGAAACAAAACUAGGAGAUUUGGUGAUUCCUCCUGGGGUGGCGGUUUCUUUUUCAAUACUCCAUGCUCAUUUGGACUCCGAAGUUUGGGGUAUUGAUGCCAAGGAAUUCAAACCAGAGAGAUUUGUAGAAGGGAUUGCGAAGGCAACUAAAGGGAGCAAUUCAUACUUCCCCUUUGGUUGGGGACCUCGGAUUUGCAUUGGUCAAAAUUUUGCGUUAACUGAGGCUAAAAUGGCUUUGUCUAUGAUCUUGCAGCGCUUCAGUUUUGAGAUCGCACCAUCUUACACCCAUGCUCCGUCUUCUUUUAUAGCCCUUCAACCCCAACAUGGUGUCCCUGUUAUCUUACAUAAACUUUAAUUAAGCAUGUUUGACUAUAUGUUGUGCUUUUGCAGUUAAGCCGUUUAAAUCUAUGUAUUUCCCCUUAAAAUUUGGUUAUAUUUGUGGUUUUAGCCUUUAUUUAUGAUGAAAUUUCACCAGUAAAACUAUGUCUUUUACUAUAGAUGUUACUUUUGAUAAUAAAAGGAGGUUUGCUAUUAGCAAUUUAGCAUGAGUGCUUGUUGGUUACCUGUUUUAGCAGUUGUAUAAUACCUUUUAGGCCCUAUUCUGUUAGCUUACAAAAAAUUAUUUCAAUUCAAUAAAAA
Messenger RNA from Chenopodium quinoa (quinoa), 1927 nucleotides. Its product is annotated as cytochrome P450 CYP72A219-like. The coding region runs from base 42 to 1643 and encodes 533 amino acids. The transcript is spliced from 5 exons. The record is from RefSeq and is a predicted model, not a curated record. Gene Ontology annotation, molecular function: monooxygenase activity; heme binding; iron ion binding. NCBI's taxonomy places the organism in Eukaryota, Viridiplantae, Streptophyta, Magnoliopsida, Caryophyllales, Amaranthaceae.